Lucilia cuprina (Australian sheep blowfly) is the source of this 3774-nucleotide messenger RNA. RefSeq names its product probable DNA mismatch repair protein Msh6 (gene Msh6). Gene Ontology annotation, cellular component: MutSalpha complex; nucleus. Gene Ontology annotation, biological process: mismatch repair. The record is from RefSeq and is a predicted model, not a curated record. Gene Ontology annotation, molecular function: ATP-dependent DNA damage sensor activity; mismatched DNA binding; ATP binding. Lineage: Eukaryota; Metazoa; Arthropoda; Insecta; Diptera; Calliphoridae. The transcript has 8 exons. Bases 301 to 3774 code for a protein of 1157 amino acids.
AUUUAUGGAAUUUUACAAUAUAAAAUUAAUUUGUUUUCAUAUUUAAGCAAGUUUUCUAUUAUCUCAUAAUAAGCCGCUCAUUGAAAUUUAGCCGGUGUAGAACUUUGCUCAACGUUCGAGGUAUAUGCUUCGCCUCAGAUAUUUUCGUGUUUUUUACGCGCCUAAAAAAUUCGAGUCGCUGCUACUUCAAACCAGAUUCGUUGACAUCAACCGGAGCUAUACCUUAAAUUUUUUGCACAAUAAACAAAUCGGCCAUACACAAACUGUAAAGAAGUCCUAGCAAAAAGUUAAAAAAAAAAAAUGUCUAAAAAACUAAACACCAGCUUGGGUAGCUCUGUUGCCUCUCCCAAAAACAGCUUAUUCAAUUAUUUCUCUCGGUCGCCGGCGACUCUAGAGAAAAAGAAAAUUCCUGUGACACCAACAGCUGGAGGCGAGGAAAAACAACAGAAAGACGAGAAAAAUGUAAUGGAAAAAGAAAAUCUUCAAAAUAAAACGAAUAAAGAGGAAAACUCGGCCAAGAAGCAGAAGAUCAAGAAAUCAAAAAUCAUUGAUUCUGAUGAAGAAGAGGAAAUAGCCACCACCUCAAAGAAAAGAAGAAGAUUGGUAUUGCAAGAUUCUGAGGAGGAAGAGGAGGAAAAAACGAAAAAAUCUAAAGGAAAAGCUAAAGAUGAUAGUGACUACGAACCCGAUAAAGAUGAAGAAAUGCCCUCGGAGAAUGAAGAAGAAAAAGAGGAUUCGGAGGUAGAAUCAUCUCCGGAAAUGAAGAAAAAUCAUAACAAUAACAAUGAACCCAAAUCAAAGAAAACAAAAUUGGAUGCCACUCUAACAGCGGGUAGUUUUAUGGAUAAAUUAGAACAACUAAAAGCUGGUAGUGAGGGAAAAACUUCAAAAAAGCAAGAAGCCAAAUGUGAAGAAAUUAUUACCUCCAAUUUAGACGAGCCGGUGGUGUGGCCUCAUCAGAAAUUGGAAUUUUUAAAACCUGACAAAAUCAAAGACAAACAAGGACGUAGACCGGAUCAUCCAGACUAUGAUCCCUCCACACUGUAUGUGCCACCCAAGUUUUUGGAUACUUUAUCACCGGGAGUACGUCAGUGGUGGGUUUUAAAAUCGGAAAGUUUUGAUUGUGUUCUCUUCUUUAAAGUGGGCAAAUUCUAUGAACUUUAUCACAUGGACGCUGAUGUAGGAGUAAAUGAACUGGGUUUUACAUAUAUGCGCGGUGAAUUUGCUCAUUCUGGCUUUCCGGAAAUAUCUUUUGAUAAAAUGGCCUCGGUGUUGGUGGAGAGAGGCUAUAAAGUGGCGCGUGUUGAGCAGACAGAAACUCCUGACAUGAUGACUGAAAGAUGUAAACGUAUUAAACCCACCAAGUUUGAUAAGGUGGUGCGCAGAGAAAUUUGCCAAAUUACUUCCCGGGGUACACAAGUCUUUGGCAGUCAGUGCCAAAUUACACCCAAUCAUCAACCCAACUAUAUGUUGGCCAUAGUAGAACAGCAAUCCGCGCAGUCAGGUGGCUGCAGCAAUUAUGGCAUUUGUUUUAUAGACACUUCUAUAGGUGAUUGUUAUUUGGGAGAAUUUGAGGAUGAUACAAAUUGUUCCCGUUUACAUACCCUACUCUCCCAUAAUAUGCCUGUCUUAGUGGUAUUGGAAAAAGCCAAUAUUCAAGAAAAGACUCAAGAUAUAAUGCGUACUGUUUUAAGUGGUGUUUUAAAGGAGUAUAUGCCCAAUGUCGGUUCCAUGCAGAGUACAGCUGAGAAGACCUUAAAAGAAUUGGCCGAAAAAUAUUAUGCUGGUGGCGAUAAUUGGCCUUUGGUUUUAAGAACCAUGCAGUCGGAGACUGAUCACUUAGGCUUAACUCCUCAUGCUAAUGCCAGGCUGGCUUUGAAAGCCUUAGGUUUAUGCCUGAACUAUAUGAAAAAAUGUCAUGUAGCGGAAAAAGUUUUACCAAUGGCACGUUAUCAUCUCUACCAGCCACCCGAUACUUUAGCCUUGGAUAAAAUUCCCUCAAAAAUCUCCUCUAAACAAAGAGCUCAUAUGGUUUUAGACGCUACCACUUUAAUGAAUUUACGUAUUACCGGUGAGGAACACUCGCUGCAGUCAACAUUGGAUCAAUGCUGCACCAAGUUUGGUAAACGUUUGCUGCAUCAUUGGUUGUGUGCUCCUUCGUGUGUUUUGAGCGCUAUUGUCGAGCGUCAAGAAGCUAUUACAGAUUUUCUCAAUAAUCCAUCAUUGCUGCAAGAGGCUAGAGCUUUAUUGGCUCCUUUGCCAGAUUUCGAAAGACAUUUGGCACAAAUUCAUCAUUUUGGCAGUAAAAUUGUGCAGGAAAAUCAUCCCGAUGGUCGGGCUAUAUUUUUUGAGGAGAAACAGUAUAAUAAAAAGAAAAUGCAGAAUUUCAUUUCCAUACUCAAGGGAUUUGAGUCUCUAUUACAAAUUCCUACUAUUUUUCAAGAGGCAGACUCAAAAUUACUUAAACGUUUGACACAAUACAAAAAUAACGAUGGCAUAUUUCCAGACCUCACCGAUGAACUUAAGUUCUUUAAGCAAGCUUUUGAUCAUACAAAAGCAGCCGAAACUGGUGUUAUUGCACCCGAAAGUGGUGUAGAUGAAGAUUAUGACAGAGCCGAAGCGAAAAUCAAAGAAAUCAAUAAAAAGCUUCAAGAAUAUUUAGUUGAACAAGAAAAAAUAUUCGGUUGUCGUAUCAACUACUUCGGCUCGGAUAAAAAACGUUUUCAAUUGGAAAUACCUGAAGCACGUUGUCGUAAAGUGGAUAGCAGCUAUUCUCUGGAGGGCCAAAAGAAAGGAGUAGCACGCCGUUACACUACAGAAGAAACCAGGAGUUUUCUUAAACAAAUGCAAGCGGCUGAAGAUGAACGUAAUACGGUUUUAAAAGAUUUAUCUAGACGUAUAUUUGAGAAAUUCUCCCAACACUAUGAUUUAUGGAAACAAUGUGUUGAUUGUGUGGCUCAUAUAGAUGUUUUAGCCUCUUUGGCAGAAUAUGCUAGGACACAACAAGUUAUCUGUAUACCUCAACUAGAAGAUGUGGUCGCUGGCAAACAGGCAUUUAUAGAAAUUGAAGAAGGUUAUCAUCCUUGUGUUUCAGCCGAUACCUAUAUACCCAAUGGUGUAGUUUUAGGCUGUAAUGGUACAGCUCCUCUUUCUAUAUUAACUGGUCCCAAUAUGGGUGGUAAAAGUACACUUAUGCGUCAGGUGGGUUUGCUAGCGGUAAUGGCUCAAAUUGGUGCUCAUGUACCGGCUCAGUCGUGUCGUCUGUCGCUGGUAGAUCGUAUAUUUACCAGACUAGGAGCUCAGGAUGAUAUUCUAUCGGGUCAUUCAACUUUCUUGGUGGAAUUAAAUGAAACAUCUUUAAUAUUAAAACAUGCCACAGCAAAUAGUUUGGUAUUGUUAGAUGAAUUGGGACGUGGUACUGCUACCUAUGAUGGCACUGCUAUAGCCGCCUCUGUUGUCAACUUUUUGGCCGAUCUUAAAUGUAGAUCUUUGUUCUCUACUCAUUAUCAUAAUCUUAUAGAUUUCUUUCAUAAAGAUGAACGUAUUACAUUGGGUCAUAUGGCCUGCAUGGUGGAAAAUGAAGAUUGUGAUGAUCCUACUCAAGAAACGGUUACUUUCCUAUAUAAAUAUUCUGCUGGAGCAUGCCCCAAAUCGUAUGGUUUCAAUGCUGCCAAAUUGGCAGGAAUGCCACAUAAUAUAAUCAAAAGAGCGUAUACGGUAAGUGGAUUAUUUAAAAUAGAAAUUUUACACCUAAACGUUCAGUCUAUAGUCUAG